Messenger RNA from Coccidioides posadasii C735 delta SOWgp, 654 nucleotides. RefSeq lists its product as uncharacterized. The record is from RefSeq and is a predicted model, not a curated record. NCBI's taxonomy places the organism in Eukaryota, Fungi, Ascomycota, Eurotiomycetes, Onygenales, Onygenaceae.
AUGGACGGGGACGAGAGUGGAUGGGAGAUGUCGGACAAUGAGGUAUACAAAGGCGACGACACUUUGGCCUCGUCACAUUGCACCACAGCAUCCGGAAGAUCAAAUUUCCUUGAGGUGCCCGGCAACGGCAUGACGUCGUCCUCGAAUUACUCCACAGCUCCUCGGAGGCCAAAGACGCGUCAUUCAGCAAUAUCGCCAACAGGCCAUGCCGACGUCCAACCAUCAAUUGACAGCCAUAGCCCUUUAAAUAGUGAAUUUGAAUCAACAAAUAUUCACCCGGAGCGUGUGAUAUUCAAUGGAUAUCUCUUGUAUCUCAGAAACAAGAAAUGGGUUCGGCAGUGGAAAAAGUUUUGGGUUGUUCUUCGGGUGGGCAAACUAGCAUUCUAUAAGAAUGAACAGGAGUAUUCGGCAAUUAAGAUAAUUUCCAUUGACGAGGUGAUCGAUGCCGCCGAUAUCGACCCGAUUUCCCGAUCCAAAGUGUUCUGCUUCCAAAUUAUCACCGAAGACACUAGGUAUAGGUUUUGCGCCCUCGACGAAGCUGCCCUUGGGAAAUGGCUCGGCUCGUUGAAAUUUGUGUUGACAAGAGCUCUCGGAGCGCCGCGCUGUCAACCCUCUAGUUCAGAUGUUCCAGACUCUUCCCUGGAAAUGCGAUGA